Molecule: messenger RNA, 420 nt
Organism: Phaedon cochleariae (mustard beetle)
Lineage: Eukaryota; Metazoa; Arthropoda; Insecta; Coleoptera; Chrysomelidae
Source: the annotation of a GenBank genome assembly
AUGGCUGUAUGUGUUGGAAUAAUCGGGAAAGAUAACUCCCCAAAAUUUUUUACUUGCCUCAAUCCCGCCGAAGAGUUGAAUUUUCAAUAUAAAGUCCUGUCUGCCCUUGAUGUAGUAGAAGAAAAACUCAACUGUGGUUCUAAGGGGGCUACAGAUUUGAGAGAGCUGUAUUUAGGAAUGCUUUAUACUUUGGAAACGCACAAAAUUUAUGGAUAUGUGACAAAUACUAAAAUCAAAUUCAUAAUCGUGGUAGAUUCAACAAAUAUGGCAUUGAGAGAUAAUGAAAUCAGAUCGAUGUUCCGAAAAAUUCAUUCCGAAUAUGCUGAUAUCGUAUGCAACCCAUUUUACAUUCCCGGGGAACCAAUUUGUUCCAAGUCAUUCACUGGCAGUAUAAAAAAUAUAAUGACCGGUACUGUAUAA